AUGUUUUGGGGUUCUAUUUUCGGUAACGAAAAAGGCCCUUGUUUAUUCUGGGAAAAAGAAUGGGGUACUAUUACAAGCGCUCGAUAUAUUGAGCGAAUUGUGCCUUUAAUUGACGGGAUGGUUAAAAUGGCUCGUGAGCAUCUUGGUGACCAUCUAAUCUUGAUGCAAGAUGCUGCCUGGGAUGCGCUGCCUAUAAGUUAUUUGGAUCAACAAAUUGAUCUAAUGCAGGAGCGCUGUCAAGCUGUUAUUGACGCACAAGGAGGAUAUACGCCUUAUUGA
Messenger RNA from Penicillium chermesinum, 279 nucleotides. Its product is annotated as transposable element Tc1 transposase. The transcript is spliced from 2 exons. The record is from RefSeq and is a predicted model, not a curated record. The coding region runs from base 1 to 279 and encodes 92 amino acids. NCBI's taxonomy places the organism in Eukaryota, Fungi, Ascomycota, Eurotiomycetes, Eurotiales, Aspergillaceae.